Molecule: messenger RNA, 2379 nt
Organism: Kwoniella botswanensis
Lineage: Eukaryota; Fungi; Basidiomycota; Tremellomycetes; Tremellales; Cryptococcaceae
Exons: 6
Coding region: 1-2379 (792 amino acids)
Molecular function (GO): protein binding
Source: RefSeq, a predicted model, not a curated record
AUGAGUUCACCACCAGCUUCAGCACCUGCCAACAUGUCCGCCUUCCCUGUCGCUUCUUCCUCGCGUUCGAAUGGUCAUCCUCCAUUACAUCCUUACCCAGCACAGGAAACCGAGAUAGAUGUGAUACCUACCAGGGCGGGGAGAAAAUUAUGCGUCAGGCAUAAACAGAUGGCUAAUCAGAAUGUGAAUGAGAAGUUACAACGAUCUCUCGAUAAUCUGAGUCAAUCUGAAAGAGCAGCGAUAACCUCCAUGUGGUCAACAUUCUCCAAUGCACCGCAUGGGAAAAGAAAGCUGAUUUUGGAAGGUAUUCUCACAAUGUGUUGUUUCUCCCAAUUAUCUCAUCUUUCCGACUCACUCAACCAAAUCAUUCGUAUCGACCCAUUUUCCCUUUUACCUCGAGAGACCUCACUUCGUAUUCUUGGAUAUCUUGAUGCCUUUUCUCUUGGUCGAGCGGCGCAAGUCAGUAAAUCAUGGAAAGCAUUGGCGGAUGAUGAUUUGUUAUGGAGGAGGAUGUGUGGACAACAUAUCGAUAGGAAAUGCGAGAAGUGUGGAUGGGGAUUACCAUUGUUAGAGAGAAAAAGGUUGAGAGUAGAAUUGAAAGAUAGAAGUCCAGCUACCUUGAUCAAUCACGAUCAUAACCAUGACCAUCACGACGACCAUGAUCAUUUGGGAGUAGGACCAUCAACGUCGAAGGUCAUCACUAGAAAUGAUGUUUUAUCGGGAUCCAUUCAUGCCAACAUUUCCCCGACAGAAGCUUUCAGCGUAGGAGGAGAGAUUGGUUUGAAAUCUUGUGAUAUGCCAGCAAUGUAUCAACAACCCGUGUCGUUAAAACGAAGUGCACCUUCAACACCAGAAUCGUUACCUUCGAAGAAGAGUAAAGUGAAAGAUAGUGAUACAGAAGAAGAAUUGCUUCAAUCAGCCUCAGCAUCUACCAAUGGUCAUUUGACGAGAGACGUCAGGUUGACAAGACCUUGGAAAACCGUUUAUUGCGAGAGAUUGAUGGUGGAAAGGAAUUGGAGAAAGGGAAGAUUUAACCAUAGGUUGUUAAGAGGUCAUACCGAUGGAGUAAUGUGUCUUCAAUAUCACACUGCUCUCACCAACCCUUCUUACCCCGUUCUCAUCACUGGUUCCUAUGACCGCACGGUCAGAGUGUGGAACCUGGACUCAGGUGAAGAAGUACGAGUUCUCACCGGUCAUACCCGAGCCGUUCGAGCCCUUCAAUUCGACCAAAUGCUACUAUUCACCGGUGCCAUGGACGGAACCGUUCGAAUGUGGAAUUGGCGAGCUGGAGAAUGUCUUAGAGUGAUGGACGGCCAUACCGACGGAGUUAUCUCAUUGAAUUAUAAUGGUUAUCUCUUAGCUUCCGGAUCAGCCGAUUCGACUAUCCAGGUAUGGAAUUUCCGAUCCGGUAACAAAUUCGUACUUCGUGGUCACGAAGAAUGGGUCAACAGUGUAGUCUUAUGGGAUGGUAAAUCAUCUCCUUCAGAUAUCGAUCCAACCUUACCACCAAGUUUCACUCAAGCUGUUUCUUCCAGAUGCUCCAAAGCCAAAUCACCCGGUGUCGGUUCAAGUGAUGCGCCUCAACCCGAUAUAGAUGUAGGAGCAAUGCUGUUCUCAGCUUCUGAUGAUGGGACGAUCAAACUAUGGGAUCUGACUUCGCAAAGUUGUAUCAGAACUUUCGAAGGUCAUAAAGCACAAGUUCAAAGUAUGAAGAUUUUGAUGGUUGAUAUGUCUGAAGAAGAGAUUACUGAGCGUGAUAGACAGCGAAGACAAAAUGGUAGACAAUAUACCCCUCCUCAGGGAUUCAUUACCGGUAAUCAAUAUGGUUCACCACCUCAUCAGUCUAUCGACAUAAAUGAUCUUGAUGCUCCUGAGGGAUUUGACCCGAUCGAACAUCGUGGCAGAUCCAGAGAUACUGCGAUCCAACCUAGAGUAUAUGUCCAUUCACCCGAGAAGAAAGACGAUAAGAGGGAGAGGGAAAGGGAGAGAUCGAGAGGUAGAGAGAAGAAAGCUAUUUUGGCUACUGGAUCGCUGGAUGGCACGGUCAAGAUUUGGGAUGUCGAUUCGGGUAAAGAACAAUCAACGUUGUUCGGUCAUAUUGAAGGUGUCUGGUCGGUCGAUAUAGACGCUUUGAGGAUGGUUUCUGCUUCUCAUGAUCGUACGAUCAAAGUAUGGGAUAGAGAAUCGGGACAAUGUGUUCAGACUUUGGUCGGACACCGAGGUGCAGUCACCUCACUGCAAUUGAGUGACGAUAUGAUCGUAUCUGGAUCAGACGACGGUGAUGUGAUGGUAUGGAAUUUCGCACCUAAUUCCAACAAUAACAAUAGUACUUCUACUCCAAAUCAACAAUCAGGUAAUAUCACACCUAUUCCAGAGUGA